Molecule: messenger RNA, 1452 nt
Organism: Amorphotheca resinae ATCC 22711
Lineage: Eukaryota; Fungi; Ascomycota; Leotiomycetes; Helotiales; Amorphothecaceae
Exons: 2
Coding region: 1-1452 (483 amino acids)
Biological process (GO): response to heat; protein refolding
Cellular component (GO): cytoplasm
Molecular function (GO): ATP binding; heat shock protein binding
Source: RefSeq, a predicted model, not a curated record
AUGCAGUCUUUCCACGCAACCGCAAACCUGAAAGAACCGACGAAGAACCCCUAUACGGUCUUGGGGGUCAGUAAGAACGCCACCCCCUCCGAGAUUAAGAAGGCAUACUAUGGACUUGCAAAGAAGUAUCAUCCGGAUACCAACAAGGACCCAAAUGCGAAGGAAAAGUUUACAGAGGCGCAAUCUGCGUAUGAACUGUUGAUGGAUCCACAGAAGAAGGCUGCAUGGGAUCAAUUCGGCGCGGCAGCUUUCGACCAAGGCGCUGGAGCUGGAGCUGGACCAGGACCUGGCGCUGACCCCUUCGGUGGCGCGGCUGGAGGCCCCUUCGGUGGAUUUGGUGGCGCUGGUGGUUUCGGUGCUGAUUUCAAUUUCGAGGACCUCUUCAGAGGCUUUACCGGAGGAGGCGGACGGAGAGGACGGGGCAGGGCCAGCCCAUUCCAGCAGGAAGAAAUCUUGGUUGGGGACAGUAUCGAAGUUCAGACGCACAUAUCAUUCAUGGAAGCGGCUAAAGGCACCAGCAAGAGCAUCACCAUAACUCCUUUGGUCACCUGCAAAACAUGUUCCGGCGACGGACUGAAACCCGGAACGAAACGCUCAGAAUGCAAGUCUUGUGGUGGGACUGGAACCCGAGUCCAUUUCAUGUCUGGCGGCUUCCAGAUGGCAUCGACCUGCGGUGCUUGUGGUGGCGCAGGAGUGACAAUUCCAAAAGGUGGCGAAUGCAGAACUUGCUCAGGCAACGGAGUUGUGAGAGAACGGAAGACCAUAAACGUUGACAUUCCGGGUGGUAUCGAAGACGGCAUGCGUUUACGAUUAGACCGUGAAGGUGAUGCACCGGCAACUGGAGCCGCUGCAAAUCCUGAUGCGAGAUCAAUGCCUGGAGAUCUGUACGUCCUCGUGAGAGUUGCUACAGAUCCCAAAUUCAGCCGAUCUGGAUCAGACGUAUUAUACACAGCUACCAUUCCUCUCACUACUGCUCUUCUUGGUGGUGAGGUUAAAAUUCCUACUUUGGACGGAGAAGUCGCUGUCAAGGUUGCGACUGGCACGGGUACCGGAGACAAGAUCACGCUGGGAGGCAUGGGAAUGAAGAAAUUGCAAGGAAGGAGGGGUGGGUCGGGAGAUCUCAAGGUCGAGUUCAAAGUCCAGAUGCCGAAGUAUCUCAGCGCCAACCAACGUACAAUCGUCGAAAUGCUUGCGGAUGAGAUGGGCGACAAAACAGCAAAGAGGAUAAUGAACGUCGGCCGCUCAUCGUCCUCCGCGGACACGUCGACAGAUUCGCACAAGAGCGAGGGAUUCCUGAAAUCAGUCUGGCACAAGCUCACUGAUCAUCCUGCCCAUAAGGAUGAGGGAAAUGAGAAAUCGAAGACACCAUCUGAUGACGAGGGAAAGUCGUCCAAGGACGCUGGAAAAGACGCCGGAAAGGCACCACCUAAAGAAGACGAUAAGAAAGCAUGA